AUGAAGUACCUCGACUACCCCGUGCUCAGUCAGCUCUCUGAUGUGCUGUCAUCCAACCCGGCCCCCGAAUCCCGUGUCAACGCUCGCGUUGAAGCCUACUCGAUCAAGCCUGUCGCCAAAGAGCGCAAGAUGUUCAGAGAGAUGGAGGAGGCCUAUGUGAGCGGCCAAGAGGAGAUGGAAGAAAUGAGCUUCUCUCCCGAAAUGAAAGAGGCCGGGCUCUCGUCGUGUUUCGGUCGCCUUGACGUCAAGGAGUCUCGCAAAGUGCACUUUCUACUGGUGUCGACCCUGAACUCGGCCUUCGACGGCUAUGACUUCUCGGCGCUCCGGCCAGACCAUUUCACUCGCGAGAUUUCCGUUCCACAAGUCCUCACGCAUCUCUCAAGCAACCUCUUGUCUAUCGAUGCUGUCGAUCUGUCACCGAUUUCGACUGUUCAGCCAGGCUCGCUCCCCAACAACUCGGGCUCGUCACCGACGAUCCCACAGGCUGCCCUUGGCGGCCCCCUGAGCUCGUCUCCGACAAGUGCUGAUGUUGGCAACCCAAGUCUUUACCGCAUUCUUAACGACGUCGUUCCUCUCCAAGAGUGUGAAGUCUACUCUUGGUUCCCAGAGCCAGAGUAUGACCCCCAUGUCGACCCGGAGGAGAACGAGGAGGCCAGCGAGUACGAAGACGACGGCGAAGACGAGGGCAUGGAGGACGACUCUAUGGACAUGGAUAUUGACAUUGACGGUGAAGGCCCGUACACAAGCUGGGGCCAAGCUGGGAUCGACCUCGAAAUGGACGGUGUCCCGUCAUCUCCCGGUGUGAGAUCUAGGGCUUCCUUCUCCUCUUCCUCUUCUCGCAUGGAUGACUUUGACCUCGCCAUGGCAAGUCCCCGCCUCGGUGCAGUGGACGAGUAUAGCUCUGGCAGACGUGUCGGCGGUCUCCUGUGGAGUGCCAACUACUUCUUCUACAGCAAACGGCAGAAGCGAGUGCUCUUCAUUACAACAUGGUGCCGCAAGCGGCCGUCUCACGAGUCUGCUACUCCUGUGGACCAAACGGACACUGGCAGCCUUCCUCUGCCCGUCUCAUCCUCGUUUACACCUCCCACGUCGACCUUCCAUGGCUUCACCACGCUCGGGGGAAAGGCUGCACGCCCACCACGUGUCAACCACCACAACAUCAGCAACGCGCGGCCAAACCACCGCCGCAGCAAGCUCACAUCAAAGCUGACCAGUGGCAAGAGCCUGACCUCGUCUACAAUCCCCAUCCGUGGACUGGCCACGUCAGGACCAGUGGCGGCAUCUCGUCUGGCCUCGUCUGCCCCGGCAUCUACAUUCUCCCAACUCGCAAGCCCAGCGUCAAUGGCCCGUAUGAGUGGCAGCGGCGUCCGCCCUCGGCAAACCACCGCCCGCAUGCUCAUCAACGCCGCUGCCGCCUCGCAGCGGCCAGGCGGUAUUGGCGCCUCUCGCCCUCAGUCCGUCGCUGCUGAGGACCCAUCUCGAGUGCGCAAGGAGCGCAGCGGUAGCCUGACGCCUGGUCCUUCACACGCAUUCGGUAUCGUCGACACUGUGGUGGGCUCGAAUGUGGUUGGCGACGCUUCCAAGGGCAAGCGGGUCAAGGUGUAA
Apiotrichum porosum is the source of this 1605-nucleotide messenger RNA. RefSeq lists its product as uncharacterized. NCBI's taxonomy places the organism in Eukaryota, Fungi, Basidiomycota, Tremellomycetes, Trichosporonales, Trichosporonaceae. Gene Ontology annotation, biological process: negative regulation of transcription by RNA polymerase III. The record is from RefSeq and is a predicted model, not a curated record. The coding region runs from base 1 to 1605 and encodes 534 amino acids. Gene Ontology annotation, molecular function: RNA polymerase III core binding. The transcript is spliced from 5 exons. Gene Ontology annotation, cellular component: nucleus.